AUGCAAUGCACAUCAACAAAAGCUACAUGGGAUAAACUGCAAAGUAUAUAUGAAGGAGAUGCCAAGGUGAAAGAAGCCAAGCUACAAAAUUUGAGAGCUCAAUUUGAAAAUCUGAAAAUGAAAGAUGAGGAGAAGAUAGCUGACUAUCUGCAAAGAGUGGAUGAAACUAUGAGUGCCAUAAGAGGACUUGGAGAAGAAGUCUCAGAUGGAGUUAUUGUCAAAAAGGUUAUGAGAUCAUUAACCCCAAACUAUGAUACAAAGGUCCCUUCUAUUGAGGAAGCAAAGGACUUAAAGACUUUCUCCAUGGAUGAGUUGUUUGGUUCUCCGUCUGCCUAUGAGAUGAGAACAAGAAGUGUUGAACCUUCAAAGAGAGAGGCUGCUUUCAACAUAACCAAGAAAGGAAAGGAAGAAGUUGCUCAUGAAGAAGUUGAAGAAGACUCAAAUGCUGUUGUAAUUGGAAAUUUUGCAUCUAAAUGCCCUCAUGGAGAAAAGGAUGAAAAUGGAAAGAAAACCAUGAAGUCCUUUGGCAAGGAAAAGAUGACAAACUCUUAUAAGCCAAGGAGAAGAAGUUUUUGGAACAAGAGCAGUCUUUACACUUUUGAAGAUGAUGCCUCUGAUGAAGAAAGUUUCUCUGAUGAUUGGUGCAGUGAAGUUAAUUUCUUUAUGGCACAAGGAGAGUUAUUUGAUGAACAUAUUGUUGACGAUGAGGAAGAGGAAAUAGAAGCUGAAGUAGACCUUGAAGGUGAACUUGUGAGUGCACUAGAGGAACUUAGAAAAGUAAGAAGAGAAUAUAAAAAGCACAAGAAUGUUGUUGCUGAAGAACAAGAGCUAUUAAUCAAAUCUCUUGAGGAAUCAAAGAAAACAAUCUCUAAUUUGAAGAUUCAACUGGAAGAAGAAAAGAGGAUGUAUGAAGUGACGAAGUCAAAUUUAGAAAGAAAGGUUAAAGAGUAUCAACAGUUAGAGGAAGAGAUUGUGAGUCUCAGAAAAGAACUUGAAAAGUGCAAAAAUGAACUAAAUAUGAGGAUUACGUAUGAUGGCAGCAUUGAAGAAUUAGAUAAAAUGAUAAGUAAGCAAAAGCACUCCAAAGACACAGAGGGUGUUGGAUUUGAGGUUGGUCAAUCUUCUAACAGUAAAGAUUCAUCAAACAAGGAAAUACUUUUCACCUCUUCAAGUGGAAGUGAAGUCAAGCAAACCUUCAUCGUCAGCAAGCCAAAUGAGAAGAAGACAUAUGCUGCUGCUAAAAAGAAUCAGUCAAGGAACCAACAUGCUAGCAUGCGGAUCCAAAAGGAAAAGCCAAGAUGGAUGAUGGAGGUUUCACAAGAGUCAAGGAUAUGA
Molecule: messenger RNA, 1335 nt
Organism: Cryptomeria japonica (Japanese cedar)
Lineage: Eukaryota; Viridiplantae; Streptophyta; Pinopsida; Cupressales; Cupressaceae
Exons: 2
Coding region: 1-1335 (444 amino acids)
Source: RefSeq, a predicted model, not a curated record